AGCAAAAGGCUUUUACUUGAGCGGGUAAUUUCCCAUAAUUCUGUGCGUGGCUCUGGCGCUUUUAGGAGGUGUGUGUGGCUAAUUCUGAAAGUGCUCAGAUCACAAAGAUGUAUCGUCCGAAACCGACUCUGAAAGACAGACAGCACUUGUAUAAGCUGAUCAUCAGCCAGCUGCUGUAUGACGGUUACACCAACAUCGCCAACAGCCUCAUAAACGAAGUGAAGCCGCAGAGUGUGGUGUCUCCAUCUGAGCAACUUAUGCAACUCGCAAAGAUCGGAAUGGAGAAUGAUGACAGUGCAGUGCAGUAUGCUAUUGGACGCUCCGACACGGUGGCACCUGGUGUGGGCAUCGACUUGGAGUUUGAUGCCGAUGUGCAAACCAUGUCUCCGGAGGCCUCAGAGUACGAGACGUGUUAUGUGACGUCACACAAAGGGCCAUGUCGUGUGGCCACUUACAGCCGAGAUGGACAGCUCAUUGCCACUGGCUCUGCGGACGCCUCUAUUAAAAUCUUGGACACAGAACGUAUGUUGGCCAAGAGUGCCAUGCCCCUGGAGGUGAUGAUGAACGAGACGGCGCAGCAGAACAUGGAGAAUCACCCGGUUAUCCGAACCCUGUAUGACCAUGUAGAUGAGGUCACUUGCUUGGCCUUCCACCCCACCGAGCAGAUCCUGGCCUCGGGAUCCCGCGAUUACACUCUCAAACUGUUUGACUACUCCAAGCCCUCAGCAAAAAGAGCUUUCAAAUACAUCCAGGAAGCAGAAAUGCUGCGCUCCAUCUCCUUCCACCCAUCAGGAGAUUACUUGCUGGUGGGCACUCAGCAUCCAACACUACGCCUUUACGAUGUCAAUACGUUCCAGUGUUUUGUGUCAUGCAACCCUCUGGAUCAGCACACCGAUGCCAUCUGCAGCGUGAGCUACAACCCAGGAGCUAACACCUACGUCACAUGCAGCAAGGAUGGAAGCAUCAAGCUGUGGGAUGGCAUCUCCAACCGAUGUGUGUCCACAUUCGAGAAAGCGCAUGAUGGGGCUGAGGUCUGCUCAGCCGUCUUCUCCAAAAACUCAAAGUACAUUCUGUCCAGCGGCAAGGACUCUGUGGCCAAGCUGUGGGAGAUCUCCACUGGUCGCACACUGGUCAAGUACACAGGAGCAGGACUGAGUGGCCGUCAGACACACCGCACGCAGGGCGUCUUUAAUCACACAGAGGACUAUGUGCUGUUGCCGGAUGAGCGAACGGUCAGCCUGUGCUGUUGGGACUCGCGCACAGCUGAGCGGAAGAACUUGCUCUCACUUGGCCAUAAUAAUAUUGUGCGCUGCAUCGUGCACUCUCCCACUAACCCAGGCUUCAUGACGUGCAGCGAUGACUUCCGUGCCCGCUUCUGGUACCGCCGGACCACCACAGACUGAGCAGUCAUUGGGCUGCACAUGAGUUUCAGGUCUGUGUGCAGGAAAAGCUUAGAUGUACCAUAAGUCAUUUAACAGAUAGUAUGGUCUUGGAGGUAUCAGGACUGUAGUUGUUGUGUCUGAACAUCACCUCUAGAGAGCACCAUUGUACUCUGAGGAACUUGUAGAGGAACUUUGGCAUUUUUAAGCUUCCGUGUCAUUCUUAUAAGCUUAAUGAAGCUUUGUCCUGUGUGGUAUGACGUGAGUUCUUUGUCAGGGACAAGUGAAUUUGUCAUUUUCUCAGUUCAUGAUUGACAGAUUGGAUUUUUUUUUUUUUAAAUAAAAUAAAUAAAUCGUUUUCAUUGUAAAACAAA
Messenger RNA from Neoarius graeffei (lesser salmon catfish), 1753 nucleotides. It is a transcript of the gene cstf1, whose product is annotated as cleavage stimulation factor, 3' pre-RNA, subunit 1. Gene Ontology annotation, cellular component: mRNA cleavage stimulating factor complex. Gene Ontology annotation, molecular function: RNA binding; protein binding. Gene Ontology annotation, biological process: mRNA 3'-end processing. The coding region runs from base 108 to 1403 and encodes 431 amino acids. The transcript has 6 exons. The record is from RefSeq and is a predicted model, not a curated record. NCBI's taxonomy places the organism in Eukaryota, Metazoa, Chordata, Actinopteri, Siluriformes, Ariidae.